Molecule: messenger RNA, 1587 nt
Organism: Notolabrus celidotus (New Zealand spotty)
Lineage: Eukaryota; Metazoa; Chordata; Actinopteri; Labriformes; Labridae
Product: tripartite motif-containing protein 35-like
Exons: 1
Coding region: 162-1547 (461 amino acids)
Molecular function (GO): zinc ion binding; protein binding
Source: RefSeq, a predicted model, not a curated record
CAAACCAGGAAACAAGCCGUCAUUUCUCAUCACUGAGACGAGAGAGACACUGAGAGACAGACGCUCAGAUUCAACUUCAGACCAAAGAGACUUUCCAGGCUCAGGGAGGGACUUCCUGAAGCUGCGUGCCUGCUGCGUCUUCAGCUUCACUCUCGGACUAAAUGGCGUCCAGACUGGAGGAAGAUCUGAGCUGUCCGGUCUGCCAUGAGAUCUUUAAAGAUCCGGUCAUCCUGUCCUGCCUCCACAGCUUCUGUAAAGACUGUCUGCAGAGCUGGUGGAGGGAGAAGGAGGACAAGGAGUGUCCACUUUGUAAGAGGAGACAUUCAAAGAAAGGACUACCUCCUAACUUUGCUUUAAAGAACCUGUGUGAGAGUUUCCUCCAGGAGAGAGGUCAGAGGUCUUCAGAGGAUCUCUGCAGUCUGCACUCUGAGAAACUCAAACUCUUCUGUCUGGACCAUCAGGAGCCAGUGUGUGUCAUCUGCAUCAACUCAAAGAAACACAGCGACCACAGAUUCAGACCGGUGGAUGAAGCUGCUCCACAACACAAGAAGAACCUUCAGGAAACUCUGGAGCCCUUAAAGGAGAAGUUAAAGGUUUGUGAAGGAGCUAAAGUGAAGUUUGAUCAAACUGCAGAACACAUUCAGGUCCAGGCCCGACACACAGAGAGGCAGAUUAAGGAGCAGUUUAAGAAGCUUCACCAGUUUCUAGAAGAGGAAGAGGAGGCCAGGCUGUCUGCACUGAGGGAGGAAGAGGAGCAGAAGAGUCAGAGGAUGAAGGAGCAGAUGGAGGCUCUGAGCAGAGAGAUAGCAGCUCUUUCAGACUCAGUCAGAGCCACAGAGGACCAGCUGAGAGCUGGAGACGUCUCAUUCCUGAAAAACUACAAGGCUGCAGUGGAAAGAGUCCAGCAGCGCCCCCUGCUGGAGGAUCCACUGCUGCCCCCAGGAGCUCUGAUAGACCAGGCCAAACACCUGGGCAACCUGAGCUUCAACAUCUGGAACAAGAUGAAGGACAUGGUCUCCUACAGUCCUGUGAUCCUGGACCCAAACACUGCUGGUCAAGGACUCAGCCUGUCUGAAGAUCUGACCUGUGUGAGACAAGCAGAGGGACAGGAAGUUCCUCAGAAUCCAGAGAGGAGGGGACUCAUCUCUGUCCACGGCUCUGAGAGCUUUAACUCAGGGACUCACAGCUGGGACGUCCAGGUUGGAGACAGUUCAGACUGGAGCCUGGGUGUGAAAUCAGGGUCUGUCCAGAAGCAGGGAUUUGAAGAGACUGGACUUUGGAGCAUAUGGUUCAAUGAUGGUGAAUACAGAACACUCUCCUCUUCACAUCCUGAGACUGUUCUCUCAGUGAAGAAGAAGCUCCAGAGGAUCAGAGUGAAUCUGGACUGGGACAGAGGACAGCUGUCGUUCUCUGAUCCUGACACUAACACACACAUACACACCUUCACACACACUUUCACUCACACACUGAUUCCAUUCAUUUACACUUUGGAUCAACUGAAGAUUUUACCAGUGAAGGUCUCUGUGAGUGUGGAACAGCAGAAAUAGAUGAUGAUGAUGAUGAUGAUGGUGAUGAUGAUGAUGAUGA